UGAUAUCUGAUACAUUGUGGAAUUGUCCUUUUAAAGUUGAGAAAGUGACCUGUCGGGGGGGGGGGUAAGUGGCAACUGUCCCGUGGACGCAAAAAGCAGGGGAAACAAAUCGGCAGGCACCGGCAAGCAUGUCUGGCUCGGUACCGUUCUACCGCAAACACCAGCGCGGCUACGACCGGGGAUACCGGUACCAGUCGGGCGGCAGGUACGCUGCGGGGCCCGGCGGCGGCGGCGGCAGCACCAGAAGCAGGGGGCUUGAUUGGUCCUCACAGUCCGGACUGGACCCGCUGCCCAAGAGAACCAAGCCCUCCUACUUGGCCGUGGACCGUGAGAACCAAAUCAUCGGCUACGUGGUGCCCAUCUUCAGGAGCAGUCAAGAGUUUGCGGCGGGAUAUUCGGACAAGACGAGACUGCGGGACACUGCCGCCUACAUGGAGAGCCGCGAUAUGUUCACCAGCGGUCUGGAGAUGGAACGGUCAGAGCAGAGCUCCAGGAAGGAGGCCAUGCGCGAGACGGCCCAGCGUAUCUCCUUUAAUAAAACGAUCCACGAACAUGAGGAGCAUUUCAAGCGCAUGAACGAAGACAGCCUGAUGCACGUCCCGGAGUUCAUCAUCAAGCCUCGCUCGCACACCGUGUGGGAGAAGCAGUCCGUGAGGCUGCACUGUACCGUCAGUGGAUGGCCAGACCCCCGAGUCGUUUGGUACAAAAAUAAUGUGGCCAUUGACCCACUUGCCAAUGCUGGCAAGUACAAAAUCGAAGGCAAAUACAGUGUGCACUCACUGGAGAUCAACAGGUGCGAUUUUGAGGACACGGCCCAGUAUCGCGUCUCAGCCAUGAACGUCAAGGGGGAGGUGUCCGCCUUCGCCUCAGUCGUUGUAAAAAGGUUUAAAGGGGAAGUGGAUGAGUUCCUGCCUGCACCGAGACGGACCGGUGUGAAAGAUGGUCCCGUGUCCGAGUAUGGCAUUACCUUCCAGACCCACAUCGUUGACAAGUUUGGCGUGUCCUUCGGCAGGGAGGGUGAGACGAUGAGCUUGGGGUGCACGGUCAUCAUCUACCCGACCCUGCACCGCUACCAGCCCGAAGUGCAGUGGUACAGAGACGGCAUUCUCCUGUCCCCGUCCAAGUGGAACCACAUGCACUGGAGCGGCGACCGAGCCACACUGACCCUCACACACCUGAACAAAGAGGACGAAGGGCUCUACACUCUUCGCGUCACCACCAAGUCCGGAUCCAAAACCUACUCCGCCUACGUCUUUGUGAGGGAUGCUGACACCGAGGUGGAAGGAGCACCAGGGGCCCCCCUGGAUGUGUGCUGCCUGGAUGCCAACAAGGACUACAUCAUAGUCUCCUGGAAGCAGCCGGCGGUCGACGGCGGCAACUCAAUCCUGGGUUACUUUGUAGACAGGUGUGAGGUAGGGACAACCCAGUGGAUCCAGUGCAACGACACUCCCAUCAAGUUUGCCCGAUUCCCAGUCACCGGAUUGGUCGAAGGCCGCUCCUAUACUUUCCGCGUACGUGCCGUCAACAAGAGCGGCAUGAGCCGUCCUUCCCGGGUGUCCGAACCCGUGGCCGCCAUGGACCCGGCUGACCGCGCCCGCAUGAGAGGUACCUCUGCUCCUUGGACUGGCCAGAUCAUCGUCACAGAGGAGGAACCUGCAGAGGGUAUUGUUCCUGGGAGACCUCAUGAACUGCAGGUGACAGAAGCAACCAGGAACUACUUGGUGCUCAGCUGGAAGCCACCUGGCGAGAAAGGCCUGGAAGGUGUCAUGUACUAUGUGGAGAAGUGUGUCUCAGGCACAGACAGCUGGCAAAGGGUGAACACGGAGAUUCCGGUUAAGUCGCCUCGUUUUGCACUGUUUGACCUGGCCGAGGGAAACUCCUACUGCUUCCGUGUCCGCUGCUGCAACGCCGCCGGCGUCGGCGAGCCAUCUGACCCCACCGAAGCCACCACGGUCCGCGACAAGCUCGACACUCCAUCUGCUCCGAGCAAAGUCGUCCCCACGAGGAACACGGACACUUCGGUGGUGGUAUCCUGGGAAGCGUCCCUUGACGCCAAAGAGUUGGUGGGCUACUACAUCGAGGCGAGCAUCGUGGGCAGCAAUGUCUGGGAGCCGUGCAACAAUAAACCCGUCAACGUGACCAGGUUUAUCUGCCACGGCCUGAUGACGGGAGAGAAGUAUGUGUUCAGAGUGAGGGCCGUGAACGCCGCAGGACUCAGUCAGUUCUCUCCGGAAUCAGAGCCUGUGGAGGUGAAGGCUGCGAUCGCGUCGCCUGCGCCGCCAUUCGGCAUCAGCGUGCUGGAGUGCGUACGUGACUCCAUGGUGCUGGCGUGGAAGCAGCCCACCUUCAUCGGAGGCGCCGAUAUCAGCGGAUACUUUGUGGACUACCGCGAGGUCGUCGAUGGCGUGGCGGGAAAGUGGCACGAGGCCAACAUCAGAGCGGUCAGCGAGCGCGCCUACAGGGUGACCGACCUGAAGGAGAACAAGAAGUACCAGUUCCAGGUUCGGGCGGCCAACAUCGCGGGCGUCGGCAUCCCGUCGCUUCCAAGUGACACGUUCCUGUGCGAAGAGUGGACCAUCGCGGUUCCAGGACCUCCUCACGAUCUGCAGCUGCGGGAGGUGCGAGCCGACUCCAUGGUGUUGCUUUGGAGACCUCCGGUGUACCAAGGGCGCAAUCCCGUCAACGGCUUCUAUGUAGACAUGAAGGAGGCCGAAGCCCCAGAGGAAGCAUGGAGAGGACUCAACACCAAGGCCACCCAGAACACCUUCUUCAAGGUGAAGAACCUGAAGGAGGAAGAGACGUACGUAUUCCGCGUGCGAGCUCAGAACCAAGCCGGAGUGGGGAAGACCUCGGAUAUCUCCGAUCCAGUCCAAGCUGCGACCAAGCCAGGCACCAAGGAGAUCGUGGUGGACGUGGACGACGACGGCGUCAUCUCUCUCAACUUCGAAUGCGCCGACAUGACCCCCGACUCCAAAUUCGUGUGGUCCAAGAACUACGAGGACAUGGACGACUCUUCACGCUUGACCGUGGAAACCAAAGGGAACAAAUCCAAAGUCAUGUUCAAGUCACCUGGAGAGGAAGACAUCGGUAUUUAUUCAUGUAUGGUCACCCACACUGAUGGUGCUUCGUCCAGCUACACCAUCUCACCCGACGAGUUGAAGAGACUGCUGGAGAUCAGCCGUGAUCACAAGUUCCCCACUAUUCCCCUAAAGUCCAAUUUGGCCGUGGAGAUGUUGGAGAAGGGCAAAGUUCGCUUCUGGCUGCAGGCCGAGCAGAUUUCAGCUAACGGCAAAGUGGACUACGUGUUCAACGACAACGUGGUGGCUCAGGGCGAGAAAUACAAGAUGAGCUUUGACAAGAACACGGGCGUGGUUGAGAUGAUCAUGGAGUCUCUGAUGCCGGAGGAUGAAGGCACCUUCACCUUCCAGAUGCAGGACGGAAAAGCCACCAACCAGUCCAGCUUGGUACUCAUAGGAGACGUAUUCAAGGAUCUGCAGAAGGAAUCUGAGUUCCAGAGGAAAGAAUGGUUCAGAAAACAAGGUCCUCACUUUAUUGAGUAUUUAGCUUACGAGGUCACUCCAGAAUGUUGUGUGGUGCUCAAGUGCAAGGUGGGAAACAUAAAGAAAGAGACGUCAGCGCUGUGGUACAAGGACGGACGGGAGAUCAAGGCGGACGAAAAUCUGGGCUUCACCGAGGGCGUCCUCAAACUGGAAAUUGCGCAGAUUUCCAAGAAGGACGCCGGCGUGUACGAGAUGGUCUUGAAGGACGACCGGGGAAAAGACACGUCCAAGUUAAAUCUGACUGACCAAUGUUUCAAAAACCUGAUGAACGAAGUCUUCAACUACAUCGCUAACUCGUCCACACCAUUGAAGAUCACUAGCACGGAUCAGGGCAUUCGCCUCUACACCUUCGUCAGCUACUACAACGACCUGCUGCCGGUCACGUGGCAUUACAAAGAUUCAGCCAUCGCCUUCUCGGACCGUCUGAAGAGCGGCGUGGUGGGCGAACAGUUGUGGCUGCAGAUUAGCGAGCCCACUGAGAAGGACAUGGGCAAGUACGCCAUCGAGUUCAACAUCAACGACGGCAGGGGCGGCCUGAGGAGGACCGUGGAGCUGUCGGGUCAAGCCUAUGAGGACGCUUUGGCGGAAUUCAAGAGACUCAAAGCGGCUGCGAUUGCAGAAAAAAAUCGCGCUCGAGUGGCAGGUGGCCUUCCCGACGUGGUCACUAUCCAGGAGGGCAAGGCGCUCAACCUCACCUGCAACAUCUCGGGCGAUCCGCUGCCCCAGGUGACGUGGCUGAAGAACGACAGGGAGCUGACGUCGAACGAGCACUGCAUCCUCCGCUUCGAGUCGGGCAAGUUCGCCAGCUUCACCAUCACGGCGGUGAGCACGGCCGACACGGGCAAGUACAGCAUCCUGGUGAAGAACAAGCACGGCACGGAGAGCGCGGAAUUCACCGUAAGUGUCUUCAUCCCCGAGGAGGUGGCCGGCCGCAAACAAUGAGCAAAUCUCCUCCUGAAUGUGUGUACUCGGAAAAAACUACAGCAACAAAGGGGUUGUGUUGAGAUUUUUGUGUUGAAAUUGGUGCUGAAUGUGUUGUCAGAACUUGGGUGCGUUAGUAGGGCGAUGGCUUUAUACUGGUUUCAAAUGUUUGGAUUGAGAGGAGAAUGUCUCACUAUUUGUUUGUAAAACCUACGUGGACUAAUUGUUGUAUUUGUUUUAUUUAUUUCUGUUAGCGCAACACAACAUCCCUCACGAUAGCGACUGUUAAUACAUGUUUUACCCUUUUUCUCCAAAGGGGUCAGAACUUCUUUGCUCACAGCCCGCUAAAUAUGACCUGAAUUUCAAAAUAUUCAAAUAAGAAAUGUCACCAUAGCAGUCUUUGGUGAAAACGAUGACACGAUAUGUUGCGACGUUUGCUUUUCGCUGUCUCGCUCGCAAUUUAUAACUUGAGAAAUUCAUACGGGUCAAAGAUUUAAGGUUGAGUUGGAAAGUUACAGUCGCAGCAAAGUCAAACAAGUCAAACACACACAAAAAAAAAAACAACAACAAUCUUCUCUCAAUAUUUAUCCGAUGGUCUCCAAACUUGGUGGACGUAUAGAAUGCAGAUCAACGCUUGACUGAAUAGUUUUUGGUGGCGGUUGACUUUGACCUCGGGGAGCUGGCCUUAACUGAAUGUUUGCUAGUAACAACAUAUAAAAUAAGUUUGGAACAAACAACAUCGAGUCAUAUGUCAUAUUAAAGCCCAUAAAGAGGGCUUUACAUAUAUGUGAUUAUUUUGUCAAUAUGCUAUUAUAUACGGCUGCAAUGACCACAACACCUUAAAUCAAACACAAAAUCAGUUGAUAUUCACCACAGAUCUAAAUCUGCAUUUUGUCUGAGCAAAAAUGAGAAGUCUGACAAUAUUUGUAGUAAAAUGGUGUAAAACAUGAUCAUGUUCACCAGAUUAUGUUGUGUGUCAAUUUAAAUGUUGUGAUCAUCAACUUCCACUUUGUGCCCGUUCAAUGUGAAGAUCACCACGGCGAUGGAAGCCACC
Messenger RNA from Phycodurus eques (leafy seadragon), 5535 nucleotides. It is a transcript of the gene myom1b, whose product is annotated as myomesin 1b. Bases 129 to 4502 code for a protein of 1457 amino acids. The transcript is spliced from 38 exons. Gene Ontology annotation, molecular function: protein binding. The record is from RefSeq and is a predicted model, not a curated record. NCBI's taxonomy places the organism in Eukaryota, Metazoa, Chordata, Actinopteri, Syngnathiformes, Syngnathidae.